AUGUUUUUUGCUACUUUCGUUUCUUCUAAUUCUAUAAUUCUAAAGGCAACUUCACAGGGACGGGAUAAAUUGACAGCUUCUUUGACUUACUUUAGUGCGCUAAAUGAGACGAAGGAGAUUCUCAAGGUUGCACAAGAAGUCAUGGUUUGUGAUAAAGUCAAGUUUAGUUUGGAUAAAAGUGAUGCGUCUCCAACCAUUUUCCGUCCCUGGGCCCCUGCUAUUUAUCAGGAGGUUGUGCUAAGGCAUCCAGUGACUAGAAAUGGUUCUCUUCAGACAUGGGUAUUGUGUCUGUGUCUGCUUCUGGGGUUGUCCAGGCCAAGAAGCCUGGUUGUCGUUGAAGUUUCUGUCCCAGCAUCUAUGGUCAUACUCCUUAACUUCCCUGUUGAGACUGUUGUAGGAACACAUCUUCAAGCUGCUGUUACAAUGAAAGCAUCAAAUGGUGCAUAA
Molecule: messenger RNA, 447 nt
Organism: Prunus armeniaca (apricot)
Lineage: Eukaryota; Viridiplantae; Streptophyta; Magnoliopsida; Rosales; Rosaceae
Source: the annotation of a GenBank genome assembly